Molecule: messenger RNA, 1355 nt
Organism: Ochotona princeps (American pika)
Lineage: Eukaryota; Metazoa; Chordata; Mammalia; Lagomorpha; Ochotonidae
Gene: RAB28
Product: RAB28, member RAS oncogene family
Exons: 8
Coding region: 232-894 (220 amino acids)
Cellular component (GO): endosome; Golgi apparatus
Molecular function (GO): GTP binding; GTPase activity
Source: RefSeq, a predicted model, not a curated record
CGUGACGCGCGGGGGCGUGGCCCGAGCCGAGGGGCGGGGAGGCGGGCAACAUGGCGCCCGGCGAGUGACUGCCCGGAUCCCUCCGGCGGCUGCCUGGACAGCGGGGCCGGGAGUCCAGCCCCCACGCUGUCCUUACCUCCCCUUCUCCGCCCCUGGGGGCCUCCUCCUUCCCUUCCUCGCCGCACCUCGGGGGACGGGCUGGGGGGGGGCGGGCCUGGUUCCUGGGACGCCAUGUCCGACUCUGAGGAGGAGAGCCAGGACCGGCAACUGAAACUCGUCGUGCUGGGGGACGGCACCUCCGGGAAGACCUCUUUAGCUACCUGUUUCGCUCAAGAAAUUUUUGGGAAACAGUACAAGCAAACUAUAGGACUGGAUUUCUUUUUGAGAAGGAUAACAUUGCCAGGAAACCUGAAUGUUACCCUUCAGAUUUGGGAUGUAGGAGGGCAGACGAUAGGAGGCAAGAUGCUGGAUAAAUACAUCUAUGGAGCCCAGGGAAUCCUGCUGGUAUAUGAUAUUACAAAUUAUCAAAGUUUUGAGAAUUUAGAAGAUUGGUAUGCUGUGGUGAAGAAAGUGAAUGAAGAGUCAGAAACUCAGCCACUGGUUGCUUUGGUAGGCAAUAAAAUUGAUUUGGAGCAUAUGCGAACAGUAAAAUCUGAAAAGCACUUGCGGUUUUGCCAGGAAAAUGGUUUUAGUAGCCACUUUGUCUCAGCCAAGACAGGAGAUUCUGUCUUCCUGUGUUUUCAAAAAGUGGCUGCCGAAAUCCUUGGAAUCAAAUUAAACAAAGCAGAAAUAGAACAGUCACAGCGUAUUGUCAGGGCAGAAAUAGUGAAGUACCCGGAAGAAGAUACCCGGCAUCUCGCCUCUGCUCAGAGUAGGAUCUGUACAGUACAGUAGCUCAGAGAGUGGUGAAGGCAGAUAUUGUAAACUACAACCAGGAACCCAUGUCAAGGACUAUUCACACGCCUAGAAGCUCUAUGUGUGCAGUUCAGUGAGCGCAUUUUUCUUCUGUGUUGAGAGUUUUGGCUGCCCUUCACCUCUGAGUGGGCCCAGGACUUCAAGGGACUUGCUUUUAUCAGUGCCCAUCUCUGUAGUUCACACUCUCCUCCCAGCUCGCUUCAUCAGCAGGCGUUGCCUCACAGCCUCAGGCAGCUCUUGGACUGCAAAGAAUUCAGCUUCAGGACCACACACUUUGAACACAAAAUGGAAAGCCCAUUCUCUGGAAUUUAGACUGUCAUUGAAAAAGGAAUGAUGUUGGUUCUCCUUACAGCUUCAUCUUCUCCCUGGUAGAAAACAUGUUUUUUAAACCAAGUGUGAGAUGUGUCCAAGUCCCGCCCGGGUCUCGUCGCAGCAUAGGU